This is a messenger RNA of Musa acuminata subsp. malaccensis (wild Malaysian banana), 2048 nucleotides long. RefSeq lists its product as uncharacterized. The record is from RefSeq and is a predicted model, not a curated record. NCBI's taxonomy places the organism in Eukaryota, Viridiplantae, Streptophyta, Magnoliopsida, Zingiberales, Musaceae.
CCCCUCCAGCUUUGCUCUCUUCUUUCUUUUCGCCUUCGCUCUCACACUGUCGCACGCUCGCAGUCUUCCUUUUUUCUCUCUCCUCUAUCCUUCGAAGAAGAAUAAUCGCAUUUAUAAUCCCGCCUCGCCUCUGGCUUCCCUCUCCGUGUUUGGAAAACUUGGAGGGGGAUGGAGAAGAAGCAAGGGUUCUUCUCGGCGCUGCGGGAGGAGGUGGCGCGGGGGCUGUCACCUGCGCGGUCGAGGUCGAGGUCGGAGAGCCCGCGGCGAGGCGCGUCACCGGUGGCGGACCUGCUGCUUCCGACGCGGUGGAAGCGGCAGCAGCCGCGGGGGUUUCCGGCGGAGCUGCUGGUGCCGGCGUCUGGGAGCCUGGCGCCGCUGGCUGAGGGGCCAGAGGGGGAGGGGAGCGGCCCGGGGAAGGGGGGGUGGGGGCAGUGGAUGAAGGGGCGGCUCUCCCGGGCGCCGUCCGUUUCCGGCGCUGCCGCCUCCUGCCACCGCUCGGACCUCCGCCUCCUCCUCGGCGUCAUGGGGGCGCCGCUGGCCCCCGUCCACGUUUCCCCGACAUACGCGCUCCCCCACCUCAGCAUCAAGGACACUCCCAUUGAAACGUCGUCAGCCCAAUACAUACUGCAGCAGUACACAGCGGCCUCGGGAGGGCUGAAACUGCUGAGCUCCAUCAGGAACGCGUACGCGAUGGGGAAGGUGAGGAUGGUGGCCUCGGAGUUUGAGACGGCCACAAGGGUCAUCAAGAACCACAGUGUGACGAAGGAUGCAGAGCCCGGGGGCUUUGUUCUCUGGCAGAUGGCGCCGGGCAUGUGGUACGUCGAGCUGGCCGUCGGUGGUAGCAAGGUCCGUGCCGGUUGCAACGGCAAGCUCGUCUGGCGUCACACACCAUGGCUCGGCGCCCACGCCGCCAAGGGUCCUGUUCGUCCCCUUCGUCGAGCUCUGCAGGGUCUUGAUCCAUUGACCACGGCCAGCAUGUUCUCUGACGCACAGUGCAUCGGGGAGAAGAAGGUCAACGGAGAGGAUUGCUUCAUCCUCAAGCUUUGUGCAGACCCACAGACGCUCAAGGCUCGGAGCGAAGGCCCUGCCGAGAUCAUAAGGCAUGUCUUGUUUGGUUACUUCAGCCAAAAGACGGGGCUUCUUACGUACAUGGAGGACUCCCAUCUGACUCGAAUCCAGUCGAGCGUUGGAGGCGAUGCAGUCUACUGGGAGACCUCCAUUAACUCCUCCAUAGAAGAUUACCGCCCUGUGGAAGGUGUGAUGAUUGCCCACUCCGGGCGAUCAGCGGUCAACCUUUUCCGGUUUGGCGAGGUGGCCAUGAGCCACACCAAGAACAGGAUGGAGGAGGUGUGGACCAUCGAGGAAGUGGCUUUUAAUGUUGCCGGCCUCUCAGUCGACUGUUUCAUUCCGCCGGCUGAUGUCAAACGUGGAACAGUCAGUGAGGCCUGCGAACUACCUCAAUCGGAGAGGGGUAGAAGCAGCAUGGCCGGAAGUCAUCGGGCUAAGGUUGCAGCUCUGGACAAGCCUGAUGGUAACAUCCGAUGGAGGGCCGAGAAGUGAACCUGUCGACGAUCAUGGUUCUUUAGCUUUAACCGACUGACUCACCAAAAACUACAGAAUAGCAGAGCAAACUUCACAGAUUUGGGGUCUGCUACUUCAACAAUCCUGUGUGUAUAGCAGCAUUUUUAUUCCUGGGUCUGCCACCUGCAAUAUAGCCUUGUUGUAGAAUUCCUGAAGGCUUGGCUGGUUUGCUUACUUUGGUUUGUCACGCUUGCUGGUUGAAGUCCUGUUUACUUUUUUACUUUUUCUUCUCCUACACCAGGGUGCUGCCUUCCAUGCACGAAAACAAAGAUGAACCAACCAUGUAUGUUCUUACCAAUCGCAGCAACGGGGACUUCACGGUGCCUGUUCGGAGUUCCCAAGAUUUUAUGUGUUCUUGUGUGUUUGUUUGUUGGCUGGGUUGGUGUGGCAACUGUUGAGGAUGCAGGUAAUUAGUAAAAUGUAAUCAUCAAUCCGAAACGAGGGUUGGGAUAUAAAACUUUUCCUUA